Molecule: messenger RNA, 3783 nt
Organism: Mobula hypostoma (lesser devil ray)
Lineage: Eukaryota; Metazoa; Chordata; Chondrichthyes; Myliobatiformes; Myliobatidae
Gene: mtdha
Product: metadherin a
Exons: 12
Coding region: 221-2053 (610 amino acids)
Biological process (GO): positive regulation of canonical NF-kappaB signal transduction; regulation of transcription by RNA polymerase II; positive regulation of angiogenesis
Cellular component (GO): nucleus
Molecular function (GO): transcription coregulator activity
Source: RefSeq, a predicted model, not a curated record
UAUAUAGCGGGCUGAGGCAGGUGUGCGCGCCGCUGCGGUCGGAGGGUUACCUCGCAGGAGCGGGAGGGCCGGCUGUCGAGCGACGGGUGUGGAAGCCGCUGAGUUAGCGGCCUGCUUACUGGAUGCGGGAGGCGGCGUUGGCAGUGUUUUAGGCUCGGAGUGGGACGAGCCUGGCUCCCCAGGCCAUGUGGCCGGCGGUCUAGCAGGGGUGGAGGUGGAGAUGGCAGCGAACUGGCACGACGUACUGGCCGACAAGGCCGAGCUCCUGCUGGGGCGGCUGGAGGAAGGAGUAUGGGCCGGCUUGGGCCUUCUCCGCACCGGCCUGGGCAUCGAUUUGGGCCUGGAGCCGUGGCUCAGACGCCAGUCCCCCGGCUCAGCCGGCUGGCUGUUGCUACUGGCGGCGGCGGCGGGCGGCCUGUUGCUGCUGCUCGCCGGGCUGUGGACGGCCGCCUGUCGCCUUGGUCGAUGUCUGGGCUUUGGCAAGCGGUCCAGCAGCGGAACCCCACUCGCGGGCGCAGGCGGUCGGAGGAGUGGCAGCGGCGCCAGGAACAGGGAUAGGACGCCGGCAGAGGUGCAACUGCAGCGAGCCGAGGAGCAGAGGAAGAGGAGCCGCAAGAAGGAGAAGCCAAAGAAAUCUCAGCCUAAUGGACGUGCAGGAGCUGAGCCAUUAGAGGAGGAAAUUAAUGAAUCAUUUGAAAAGAUUAUUGUGAAACAACUGGAUGUAGAAAAGAAAACUGAAAAGGCAAAGAAAAACAAGAAGAAACCAAAGUCAGAGGUGAAGUUGCUGCAGGAUGAGCUCCAAAAUCGGGCAGAAUGUAGAGAAACUGAUGAAGGUGCAUGGGAAACCAAAAUCAGUAGCCGGGAAAAGCGACAACAACGCAGACGCGAUAAAGGAAUAAGUGAUCCUCCUUCGUCCAUGGAUUCCAGUCUUCCAGCAGGUGGUUCUGAAGGAUCUUCUGCUCAGCAGCACCCACAAGCCUCAUCCGGGCUUGGGCCACGGAAGGCCAAAGCAGUUGAAGCAUCAGUUGCCCCUGGGUGGGGUGAACAGCAAGCAGUGAAUGGAGGAGGUUGGUGUGAUAUUCCUGCGAAACUGCCUGCUCAGAUUAAUGCAACCAAGGAAGACAAAUGGCAGCAAAUUCCUGUCCUGCCCAAUGCAAAACGAAGCCCAGAUCAGCCUGCUUGGGGUCAGGAGCGUGGUGAUACCAGUGCAGGGGCUAAAGAAUGGACUGUGCCAUUAGUCGAUGAGACUUGGAGUGAGCAUGCUCUUUUCCCCAGCAUUGGUGCUUGGACAGGAGUCAACGAAAGAAUGAAUUCUUCAGAACCAAAACCAUCUUUCUCUCAUGGGGCUAAAGCCUCAGUGGCCAGUAACACCAGUGAACCAUCUCCCCAGCCAAGCACUACUGACCAUCAGUGGGAUGCUAACCCAACUCCCAGUUCCAUUGACGAUGCCUGGUCUGGGAUAAAUGGAAUUUCGACAGCUGAUCCAAGCUCAGACUGGAACGCCCCAACAGAAGAAUGGGGUAAUUGGACAGCAGAAGAACCUGCUCCAGCCGUGCAGCCCGAGGAGACUGUUACAGAAGCUCAGAAGGUGUCAGAUGAAGAUAAAGAAAAAACAGAUGCUGGUUUGCAAGGUUCUGCAAGCAGCAAAUCCAAGAAGAAGAAGAAGAAAAAGAAAAAGGGUGAAGAUACUGCUGCUGCCACACAAGAGGUCGAGGAUCAGGAGAAGGAACCCAUUUGUGGAGACCAGGAGCAGCUCGUUGUGAAGGCCCAGCCUGAAGAAGAGAGUUCUUCACCCGUUGAAACCAUAUGCACUAGUGAACUAGCUGAGGAUGAAGAGGCACUGCCGGUCAUAAUCAGCCAAGAACCAGCUAUCAUUUUGAAAAGUUCUUCCCAGGAUAUCACUUCCCAAGUGCCAGACAUACUAUCUGAGUCGGAACCUUCCGCUUCUGUUACUAAACAGAAUAGCCAGCCUUCUUCACAAGCAAAAUCUGAAGGAAGUUGGGAAUCACCGAAGCAGAUAAAGAAGAAGAAGAGGGCAAGAAGGGAAACAUGAGCUUUUUAUUUUGUAUUCAGUGGUCAGUUGUUAUGCAAAAUGAUCUUGAAGAAAUCUGUUUAUGCAAUAAUUUGUGAAAAUGUACAGAAUUUUAUAGAAAAUUUGACUGUAAUUUUUAUUAAAAAAGGCUGUUGCAAAGCGCAUGAGCAACUUGAUUUGAUACAAUGUGAGAAACUUCAAGUGAAACACUGAUGCUGUCUACAGCCACUAAUGCUGGGUCUAUGUUUGACACUAGAAAAUGUGUGAUUUUUAAAGCAUUUCGGAAGUAAGUGCAGAACCAAAUCACAUGUGACCAUUAGCUCCACACAAGAAACCUUCAGUGCGAGCCUGACUUUAAAGUUGAGUCCAGGCUGUACAAGGACUAGUUUCUAGAAUAACACUGCAUUUUCUGUUUCUCUACCCACCUCCCAAAUGUGGGUUUAAUUUCAAAAGAAUGGAAACCACUGUUGACUUUGGGAGGGACUAUGAGCCGCAGCAAAAAUAUCGCUUUAACAAAAUGCAGUUAAACGUAGAUUGCAUGGUGUUCAAUCUGUACUGGGUUGAGUGACAAGCAGGAAGGAAAAGGGAAGUAAAUAUUUAGAUAGCUUUAAUAUUUGUGGACAGAAUUUCAAUUUAUAUCAGGAGUGACAUUUUACUGCCUUAACCUGUAGUUUAGAAAGAAAAAUGUUAAAGGAAAAUUGCAAUUAAAGGUUGAUUCAAAACAGUGGGGAGGGUGGAUAUGGGAUAAAAUUUACCAGAUGCAUGUGACGUUUUGUGCCAAUUAACUCCUGAAAAGGCACGACAAAAUAUCCAUAGACACAUUUCUCCAUAAAAUAAUCUUGUGAUGGCAUCCCACCAAUGAUUAAAGUGGGUCUGCACAACCUGGAUUUUGGAUUAAUACUGCACUUAGCAUCCCCCACCCGAGAUGCAUGCAUGUCAACACCUCUCAGUAGUCACCAGGUUUUGUCAAACUGCACAGUCUAACUGAGUACUGAUCACUGACAGCAGAGCGACUGGUGUUGGUCACAGGUCUCAUUGCCAGUGCUUCCACACACCUUGGCAGGCCAGAAAGAAGGGAUGGGUGCACAGGAUAAAAUUAAAUUGCAUGUGGACAAAUGGAAUUACUUGAAAUGCAAGGUUUGAAAAUAGAGUUGAAGCACAAAUACUAAAGAAAACCACCAAUUAUUAAAUUUGUAGUCUGGUCAGAAUCUAAACCAUAACCACACAGAUAAAUCUCCAGUCUACUUUGCAGUGCUGGCAAGUAUUGUUAGAAGUAACUAGUGCAUGCAAAGCCACAUGCAUUCUUUAAUAACUUUACCAGCCAUACAUUCUCUUGAUAAAGGACCAUUGUAUGUUCCAUCACCUCCUUGAGUUAACCUGAUCAUACCAAGCCAUGAUUUUUUUUUUAAAUGGAUGUGAAAUGUUUAAACUACACAGUGGAAGUAAAUGGGGCCGAAGUUUAAUGAGCUGAUACUAAUGGUACUUUGUCCACUAAUCUGUGUCAAACCUGUAAAUGAGUUUGACCCAGGACAGCAAAGAUUUUGCAAAGUUUAAAUAAUGGUCAUUAUGCUCCCGAUAACCUGCCUUAAUUGGUUAUGACGUGGUAUUUGUUGUGCUUUUGUAAUUACCUUGAUUACUAAAGUUAAACAAAUGUAUUUAUACCUGUUUCAAAAACAUAGCAAGUAUGUUUACAUGUUCUAAAGUUUGUUAAAAUGCAAUGAAUUUCUAAGUUGAUUUGUUGAAAUAAAUUU